Molecule: messenger RNA, 755 nt
Organism: Oryza brachyantha (malo sina)
Lineage: Eukaryota; Viridiplantae; Streptophyta; Magnoliopsida; Poales; Poaceae
Product: probable calcium-binding protein CML16
Exons: 1
Coding region: 84-626 (180 amino acids)
Molecular function (GO): calcium ion binding
Source: RefSeq, a predicted model, not a curated record
CCGCCAUCGCCACUCUUCUGAGUUUUGAUCAAUUCGUCUUCGGCGCUCACUCCCGCUAAGCUCCAGCUUUGCCAACAGCAGCCAUGUCGAGCACCAGCGAGAAGAAGACGCAGCAGCAGCAGAAGGCUGAGAAGCCGACGGCGUUGGCGCCGGACGCGGAGAUCGAGAGGGUCUUCACCCGCUUCGACGCCGACGGGGACGGCAGGAUCUCCCCCUCGGAGCUGGCCGCGGUGACGCGCGCCAUCGCGCCGCCGUCCAGCGAGUCCGCGGCCGGCCGCGAGGUGGCGGCCAUGAUGAGCGAGCUCGACACCGACCGCGACGGCUUCGUCGACCUCGGCGAGUUCGCGGCGUUCCACGGCCGUGGCCGCGGGGACGCCGAGCAGGAGGCCGAGCUGCGCGCAGCCUUCGACGUGUACGACGUCGACGGAGACGGGCGCAUCACGGCGGCCGAGCUCGGGAAGGUCCUCGGCCGUAUCGGCGAGGGCUGCAGCACCGAGGAGUGCGAGAGGAUGAUUGCCUCCGUCGACGUCGACGGCGAUGGCUGCGUCGGGUUCGAGGAAUUCAAGAAGAUGAUGUGCCGUGAUGGCGCUGAAACCGGGGUCGCUGACAAGGCCAAGACAGAGUAAAUCAAUUUAGCCGGUGCAAUCUGUAAUGAGGGACAAGUGCAGUGUCAAACUGUCGGGUCAUCUAGAUGUGCUUACUUCUGUUUAUCAUUAUUUUGACCUAGAAACGUUGUAAUAAAAGUGUAAUAUCAA